Arachis duranensis is the source of this 2295-nucleotide messenger RNA. Its product is annotated as O-fucosyltransferase 29. NCBI's taxonomy places the organism in Eukaryota, Viridiplantae, Streptophyta, Magnoliopsida, Fabales, Fabaceae. The record is from RefSeq and is a predicted model, not a curated record. Bases 361 to 1947 code for a protein of 528 amino acids. The transcript is spliced from 9 exons.
UAACAGUAAUUGCAGAGACUUUGAAUCUAGAAAAACGGAAAAUGGAAGCGACAGUGAUCAAGUAUGUGUUGGUGCCUCCUGCUUCCUCAACACACACACUUAAAGCAUAUCACACUAUACUAUAAACUUUCUAGUUUCUACACUCAUCCAUACCCAAUAAUUGCUGCAACAAUAAAAUCCUCGCAAAAGCCCUAAAUAACUUAGGGUUCGUUCAGCUCCAACAACUGCAACAACAUUACUUGCAUUCAUUGAUUUCAUUGAGUCAUUUACGCAAACACCUAUAGCAAUGGACAACGGGGAUUGCCAUGAAUGAAGGAAAGGAUGACGGUUAGAGGUUUGCGUGUUGUGUGACCCAAGCAAAUGGGAGUAGGGGUGGGAAAGGCGUGGAGGUUCAGCUUGUUGUGGACAAACCUGGCUCUCUCAUCGCAACCCAACACCAAAACCAAGCAUGUUUGUUGGAGGUCCAAUACGACGCCGUUUCACCACAGGAAGCCGAUCUGGCGCUCCAUGCUCUGCUGGUUCAUGCUCUUCGGCUUAGGAAUCGUUUCCCUUCUCACCGGUCACAUGGCUUCUGAUCUCGAAUGGUACUCCCAACACCGCACCUUCUACUCCGCCCUGGAUGGGAGUUAUCGUUCGCCGAUUGAUAUUUGGGAAUCGCAGUAUUCUAAGUACUUCUAUGGAUGCAGUGAAAGGGGACGCCGUUUUGCCCCUGCUGUGAGUGAACAAAUGUCAAAUGGGUACUUGCUUAUUGCAACUAGCGGAGGGCUCAACCAACAACGAACUGGGAUAACAGAUGCCGUUGUUGUUGCACGAAUUCUUAAUGCCACACUAGUUGUGCCCGAAUUGGAUCAUCAUUCUUAUUGGAAGGAUGACAGUGACUUCCACGAUAUUUUCGAUGUUGAUUGGUUCAUUUCUUCUCUUGCAAAAGAUGUUACAAUUGUCAAAAGGGUCCCCGAUAAGUUCAUGCGAUCAAUGGAGAAACCUCCAUAUACAAUGCGCGUCCCAAGAAAAUCUGAACCUGAAUAUUAUCUGGAUCAAGUUUUGCCAAUACUGUUGAGACGACAGGUAGUGCAAUUGACAAAGUUUGACUAUAGACUAGCAAAUAACCUUGAUGAGGAACUACAAAAACUACGUUGCCGAGUUAAUUAUCAUGCACUGAGGUUUACAAAACCUAUAGAAGAAAUAGGUCAAAAAAUUGUUAUGAGAAUGCAGAAGAUGGCACACCGUUAUAUAGCAGUUCACUUGAGGUUUGAACCGGAUAUGCUGGCAUUUUCACGUUGUUAUUAUGGUGGCGGAGAAAAAGAGAAACAUGAGCUUGGUGAAAUAAGAAAAAGGUGGACAACAUUACCAGAUUUAAGUGCUGAUGGAGAGCGAAAGCGAGGGAAAUGUCCUCUUACUCCUCAUGAAGUAGGGUUAAUGCUGCGGGCACUUGGUUUUACAAAUAACACAUACCUCUAUGUUGCAUCAGGUGAAAUAUAUGGUGGGGAUGAAACUAUGCAACCCCUGAAGGAUCUUUUCCCUAACAUCUACACGAAAGAGAUGCUUGCCGAUGAAGAAUUGAAACCUUUACUUCCCUUCUCUUCCCGCCUUGCUGCUAUAGACUACAUUGUUUGUGAUGAAAGCAAUGUAUUUGUCACCAAUAACAAUGGUAAUAUGGCCAAGAUUAUUGCAGGUAGAAGGAGAUACAUGGGUCACAAGAGAACCAUUAGACCAAAUACAAAGAAGCUCAGCUCUCUGUUUAUGGCAAGGCAUAAGAUGGACUGGGACACCUUUGCCAAAAAGGUUAAGUCAUGCCAGAGAGGAUUCAUGGGAGAGCCAGAUGAGAUGAGACCUGGACGAGGAGAGUUUCAUGAAUAUCCUGCCUCGUGUAUUUGUGAAAGAACAUCUGUGGAUGAAUUUGCCAGAGAUGGAUACCGGCCUCAGGCAAAUCUGACUGGAAAAGCUUAAUUCACCGUGAAGGGAACAAGGGUCGGCACACUAUUAAGGUGAAUAGAAUUUUGGACCAGGGAGGUUAUUAGGUGAGGAAAAAUGUUCCCCACUCGCUUUGUUAUCAGUAUCGUUGUGUUGAUGGAAGUUGCAAUACUACGGCAAUCCCGUCUCACUUUCAAAGAUCACCAGGGGGAUCAAGUGGUUGGUUGAUAGCCAAGUUUGGAUCCUGAAGACAUCAAAUACGUUGCAAAUGUUGAUAGAUAAAUGCCCAAGUGUAAAUUGUAUCUAAGCCCUUUAGUGUCGUUUGUCUUGCAACCUGAUUUAGUUUCUCUAAUUUUCUAUCAAUCAAUUCUAAGUUGAAUUAAA